AUGGAUAAUAAUUAAUAUCAAUUUAAUAAAUUAAUAAUUUAGUUUUAGAUUCAACCUUUCCUUUGAAGUAAAUCUAGAUCUAGUACUAGAUUCUAGUUCCUAGUAUAGCAAAAAUAAAAACAGUCUUAAAAAAUGUAAAACUAGAACACUAAAAAUACAAAUUCUGAAUGGUCAUUAAAUUUCUAGUGCAGUAAGUCUGGACUAUAAAUUUAAUUAGAAAAUUAAUUUCUUUUUGACAAGAAAACAAAACUCAACCAAAGAAAUCUGAAAAGUAUCUGAUGCUAUAAUAUAGUAAGCUUUUUAAAUAAUACCAGGUAGCAGUUCAAUAACUGGAUGUCACUGACACACUUUUGGAAUGUAUGAACCAGGCAAUUGUCUGAUGUCUGGCCUUACGAUGGGUCUGCUGUCUCUGGACUCCACCACCCUGAUUACUCUGAAAGAUGGCGGCACACCCAGCCAGAAGAAAUAUGCCAGACGAAUUCUCCCCGUUGUGAAAAAGCACCAUUUGCUGCUGGUUACCUUACUCUUGUCAAACUCUGCUGCCGUUGAAGCUAUGCCAAUUUUUCUAGAUAGGAUCUCAAACCCAAUCAUUGCAAUAACAAUCUCUGUAACAGCUGUUUUAAUAUUUGGAGAAGUGAUUCCCCAAGCAGUGUGCACAAGAUACGGAUUAGCCAUUGGAGCAUAUCUGUCUCCACUUGUCUACCUUUUGAUGGCAGUGUUCUUCAUCAUCUCCUUCCCUUUAUCACUGCUACUGGACUGUUGCCUGGGUAAAGAGCAUGGCACCUUCUUUAGAAGAGCUCAGUUGAAGGCUUUAAUAGAGAUUCAUGGAGAGGACUCACAGGCUGAAGGGUUAGGGCCAAGGGAGGAUACUCUCUCCCAUGAUGAAGUGGCCAUUAUCAAAGGCUGUUUGGACAUGAGAAAUAAAACUGCAAAAGAUGCCAUGUUGAGUAUUGACAAAGCCUACAUGGUGAACAUACAUGCAAGACUGGAUCAUGAAGUCAUGACUCAGAUGGUUCAACGAUGUCACUCCCGUGUUCCUGUGUACACCAAGGAUCGCUCUGAUGUCGUGGCUUUACUUCUAACCAAAACUCUGAUUAAACUUAACCCUGACGAUGCUAUCCCCAUUAGCCGUCUUGUUGGAGAUGAGCGCUUUUCUAGGGCAGCGCUCUUUGUAAACUCUGACAUGCCACUGUUUGACCUGCUUAAUCUCUUUCAAACAGGCAGAAGCCAUUUGGCAGUAGUUAAACAGAGAGCCAAGAAAGUGGUGGAUGGUGAAAUUGAUCACGCAGAGUCAGCUCCCCUGCUUGUGAACAUUGAAGAACCUGCUAUUGCUGAAUCUGAGGUGGAAGAAGGGACAGUGAUUGGAAUCAUAACUCUAGAGGAUGUUAUAGAAGAGUUGCUGCAAGAAGAGAUUGAAGAUGAAAAAGACAUUGUUCAAGAGAUCACACAAAAGCUGCAUUUUUCAAUGGCUAAAAGGAGAAAAAGUAUUCACUCCCAGAUACAUCGUUGCCGCAGUCAGCCUCAGCCCUCCAUGGGUGCUAGCAUGUUUGACUCGUGUGCUGUCGGAGGCAACCACAGCCCAGUUAUAAGGACAAUAUCCAGUUCGCUGCAAGAAGAGUUGGACAAACAGCUGCUGGCCAUUCAGAAGGCCAAAGAAGAGACAAUAGUAGAAGAGAAUGGUGUCAGUGAACAAAGUCCUCAUGUGCCAGCGCCUCAUCGGACUGAAAGCAGAGUCAAAUUUUCCUAGCAGUAAAAGCAGGCUGGAUUAACCUAUUCAGAUUUAUAUUUACUGAUCUAUAAUGACUUUUUCAGUAGCAUGCAAGCUAGAAUAGUAAGUGUGACACUGUAAAAUACUGUAAAUAUGAGUAUUUAUUUAAGAAUAACUUUACCACACUGCUUGGAAUUCGAAGACUACAAAAAUGUUUUUAUGUGUUUUGGAAAAAAAAAACUUAGAUACAUUAGAUACAUUUUUAGGUAGGCCUACUUCCCUUUAAACCUACAUAACAGCUUGGGAAGGAAAUUGGAGUGUCUCUGUUGAAUAUCCAUAGAUGUGUGGAGAACUUAUCCAGUUUAGUUCAUUAUUAUUAACUGUGCCAGGCUUUUCUAAAUUCACAAACUGAAUAGUAUUUUCAAGCCUAAUAACAUUUAUUUUAUAUUUUAGAUAUUUUACUAACAUUAUUUAACUUGUUGUUCAGAAGAGGCUUAAUUUUACCUUUUUUCCUCACCCUGAACACCAUUAUUAGUUUAAUAGACAAGAUCUAGUAGGCCUUUGUAAUUGAUGAUAUAGAUUUCUAUUUCUCCCAGUUUAGAUGUAUAUAUGCCUUUCUUUUUAUGCAGUUUCAGUCCAACAAAUGUUAAGUUCAAACUCUGCCUAAAAUGAAGGCAAGAUAAAAAGAGGCUGUUGAAAGUGUGAAAGAAUGUUUUCUUUUAAGAUGACAGACAACAAAAAGCUUUGGCCUACCUGUUAUGACAUUACAUGACAAACUUAAGUGAAAGAGCCCAGUUCUCAAAGUGUGCACUCUUCAACAUGACUUGUUGAGCUAGCUGAGAGAGGUUUGGAAAAACUACUGAGAAGAUGCAUGAAACAGCCAGGACUAUUUGUGAUUAAAGAAACUAGAUGGCAGAUGCCAGGUUAUAAGUUACAGUCUGGUUUUUUCCCCAGAGACAUUCAAAUUUAUCCCAAAGGAGCCUGAUGCUAUUGGGAAAAGAAAGAGCUGUUAUCUCCCCUCAUGCAAUAAGCCAAUGGUUUGAAGACUUCAAAGAGUAUAUCCACUCAAUUUUAACCAAUACCCAUAACAGUCAAUUAAAGGAUAUUUAAUGCAGAUGAAACAGGAAUUUGUUUUGAUGUUAAGUGAAAACAAUGCAUGCAAAGGUUCCAAGCAUUUACAAUGUGUCUUCAAACACAAAAACACAGGUAGCUAUACUGGCUUGUGGCACUACAUCUGGUUAGUAAGUUCAGUUUCAAGUAUUUCAUGUUACACUAGUCAUCAGUCAAACAAAUUCAAGUUCCCUGUUUCAAUGAUCACACCCAGUUUUCUACUCUCUUCUUUACUCCUCAAAGAAAACAAAUUCUUGAAUGUGGAAAAACUAAAACAUGAAAACAGACUGGUUUCUUUACACAUGAUGUGAUGAGGAGUCAGCUGGACAAGUCUUCACAAGGGGGUGGGGCCUGAGCAAGCACUCCCUUCACCUGUAACUUCCUAUGACAUUUUACAGCAGCCCAACUAAAAGAAAGGUAAAAGGGAAAGCAAAACCUAGUUAUAGGUGAUGAAUUCAGAAAGCUUCAAGAAAAAAUAUGAUAAAGAAAACAAAGAUUUCAGGAAAGUUUAAUGAGGGAAGACGAUAAACAGAAAAAGGAUGAAGAAAUUUUUUUAAAAAGCUAGAGAGAGAAAGGAAGAAAGAAGAAAUUAAAAGUGAGAAAGUUCAGGGAAGGAAAUCAGAAGCUAAAACAAGCAAUGAUGACACAGAACCGUGAGGAGGAUCCUCUCCUCACCCAGUCCAUGGAGUUAGAUCUGGCAUGCGAUGAUGAUCUAAGGACAUAUGGAUGACCAAGACAUCACGUCUGGGAUACAAUGGAUGGUGGAAUCCAUAGGUGCAGUGUGACAUCUGUGAAGGCUGCUGGCUUACUUGCUGCACACAAAAUACUACAUACUUAACUAUAGUACAAUUGGUGGACCUGCACUUCGUGUGCAACGUCUAUUGCCCAAUCAAUGAUGCCCACAUAACAUUUAUAGAUCCCAAAAGUGUAAUUUUAAAAAAAAAUUAAAUCUAAUUGUUUUCUUUCGUUUGCUUGUAUAAUUUGUUUUAUCAAGAUGAAUAUUAUAAGACACAAAAUGUAAACAAAAAAAGUAUGCACAAUUAUAUAUUUUGUUGAGCUCACGUAAAUAUAAUGUGUUCGUGAAAAAAGCUGAAAAUUGAAGUUCUUUUGUUUCCAUUCUAUGUCAGAUAGUAAUGAAACCAGGGGCACAAAGUAGAAGCAAGAUUUGUCUUCAGGUGCUAGGUGCUCAUGAUUGGUGCAUUUAAUCCUUGUCAAACUUUUCUUAUGUUAACACUCUAGAUGAUGUACAUAGAUUAUUGUCAGUGCUUCUUCCAGACUUUUUUCUCCGGGGGACGGGACAGGGAUGACGACACUGUUAGAAGUGUAUAUUUUCUAUAUAAAUUCUAUUUCAUUUUGUGGGGGGAGGGUGGGAGCUCUG
This is a messenger RNA of Physella acuta, 4196 nucleotides long. RefSeq lists its product as uncharacterized. Gene Ontology annotation, cellular component: cytoplasm. NCBI's taxonomy places the organism in Eukaryota, Metazoa, Mollusca, Gastropoda, Physidae. The record is from RefSeq and is a predicted model, not a curated record. Gene Ontology annotation, biological process: intracellular manganese ion homeostasis; magnesium ion homeostasis.